CUUCCCGCGCACAUGAGGCCAGAGGCCCCAGGAAUUUGGGGGAGGCCCGAGUACUGGAGGAAUCCCGCGCUGCAUCUCGGCCUGCUUCCUCCGCUCGGUGCCGGGCAGCCCACCGCGGUAAGAGGCUCCAAGAGUCGGGGCUGGCCUCCCUGGCCCCUCCCACGCCCGGGGACGCCGUGAUGUCGACCAAGCUGCCCAACUAUGCUGAAGGAGAAGUAGAAGGCGGCCUCUGGGCAUCUAGUAUAACCCCUUCCUGCAGAUGGGGAAACUGAGGCCCAGAUGGGAGGGGAACGAACAGGCAACGCGUCGGGCUCCCUCGUUUUGCAGACGAGGAAACCGAGGCCCAGAGAGGGAAAGUGACCAGAAGCCGCUUUCUGUUAAACUGUGGAAGGAAGCAAGAGAAAUUGUCCAAGUGGGAGACUCCAGCUUCCCCUUACGGGGAGAUUAGGGCUUACCACAGUCAGGAUUUCAUGCUGAGACAAUGAGUAGCAGUCUGCUGUUGUGAAAGUUUUGGUUGUAUCCUCAGACCUUGAAGUAGUUCAACCCUACUCUCCACAUGCAUUUUCAUCAUGAUGGAUACUGAGUAUGUCCUCUGCAGAUGGGAAAAGCGUUUAUGGCCAGCAAAGGUUUUGCCCCAAACUGGAAUCUCCCGAAGACACCAUAUUCAGAAAAGGAAAGCAGCCUUUUUAGAUGUUGAAAUACUGAGUCUAGAUAAAAAAAUUAAAGUGAAGAAGACAGAAAUCAAGGCUCUAGAGAAGUCUCAUAUAGAAGAGAUCGCAUCAGAAUUUAUUACCCAAGUUGCAAUAAAUACUCCUGUUACGGAAGAACUAAUUUACAGACGAUCACUUAAAGCUGCGAUGGAUAUUUUGGAUCAGAAAGCAGAUGCCAGUCAAAUAAAUUCUUUGGGCAAAAGACUAACUACACCCCAACUUCACAAAGUAAAACAGAUGAGACCUGAAAAUGCUGUCUCUGAAUCUUUUGUCUGUGAAGAAGUAAUAGGAGGGUCUGGGCCCUUUAAGAAAGAAAAUGUACCACAGAGACUGUCCAGUUCCCCCACUGAAGAAAAUAAAUGCAAAAAGGGUCUAAAGAGGUCUAAUAGAAUUCAUGGUAACAAAACAGAGCCCUUGGCAUCUCCAAUUAGAAAUAUUUUUGACACUCAAAAGCCACAGCCUAAGAAUUGUGAGAUUUUGAAGUCACAAUCCAAAACUUGGAAUAACCGGAAACAAAAGAAAGAUGAUUCGUCACAAAACUCACAACUGAACCUUACGAAGAAACUCAAAGUAAAGGAGACUGGGGGAAAAGGCAGGAAGAGGCCAAGGACCUCAAAUAGUAAUUCAUCACUUUGUAAAGCCAAAAAAGAUGGUGAUAGAAGUCCUGAAAUUGGAGAAAUCAGUCCAGUUUUGUCAACUAGUAGCUCCAUCCUAUUGAUAGCUUUGGAAGAAAAAGCAAGAAAUCCUGUCCAAAAAGCACUGGACUUUUCUUCUAAUUGUUCCUUUGUGGAAUCAGAGUGUGAAAAUGAACAUGGGAAAAUGCCUUCACAGAAGUACUGCAAAGUUUUAGGUGGCAUUAAACAAUCAGCGGUUUCUGAAUGCCGUUGUGUGGAGCCAGAAGGGACAGGUCUGUGCAACAGUGGAUCUCACACUCCCCUGGGUGUCUCUAAUUGCAGUUUGGAUUACCCAGGCUAUGUUGCACCUAAAACGAGAAUCCUUAAGCUUCCAGAUUUUAAGGAAGAUGAAGAAGAACUUCAGUCCUCUGAAGAGUCAUUGGAGUUUAGUACUAUUAACACUGCUGUGGUUGAUGAAGAGGACGAAGAUGAAGAACUUCCAAGUAUACUUUUAUACCAUGAACCAUGUUCCAUAGAAGCUGGAAUGUUAGUCUGGUGUAAAUAUCAAAAAUAUCCCUAUUGGCCAGCAGUGGUAAAAAGUGUAAUGCGGAAGGAUAAGAAAGCAAGUAUAUUAUAUAUCGAAGAAAAUAUGAAUCCAAAAAAGAGAGGGUUUACAGUAGGUCUUAGAAGAUUAAAGCACUUUGAUUGUGAAGAAAAGCAGGAGCUAAUGGAUAAAGCCAAGGAGGAUUACAGUCAGGCUGUUGACUGGUGUAUCACACUGAUUUCUGACUACAGAGUUCGAAUUGGUUGUGGUUCUUUCACAGGAUCUUUCCUGGAAUAUUACUCUGCUGAUAUUAGUUGUCCUGUGAGGAAAGUAAUCCAACAAGAGUCCAACAAAACAAUGUUUCCCAUCCCAAACAAGGAAGACUCAGAAGAUGGUCUGCCCGAAACCCCCACAAACAAGAAGCAGCCCUUCAAGAAAGUCCUACCAGAUCGAAUGAGGGCUGCCAGAGACAAAGCCAAUGAGAAGUUAGUGGAAUAUAUCGUGAAUGAAAAAGGGGCAGAGAACCAUCUUUUGGCUAUUUUAAAAAGCAGAAAAGAAUCCAAGUGGCUGAAAGAAUUUUUGAAUUCAAGUCAGUAUGUGACGUGUGUUGAAACAUACCUUGAGGAUGAUGAGCAGUUGGACCUUGUGGUGAAAUAUUUACAAGGAGUCUAUCAAGAAAUAGACAGCAAAAUGCUGACGCUAAUAAAUGGCGAUAGAAUAAAAUUUAUUCUGGAUGUUCUUUUGCCUGAAGCAAUCAUUUAUGCAAUAUCUGUGAUUGACCAAAUAGACUACCAGAAAGCUGAAGAAAAAUACAUAAAAGGACCAUCUCUGAGUGAAAGGGAAAGAGAAAUAUUUAAUAAAGAACUUCUGGAGAAAAAGAAAGGAACUUUUACUGAUGCAGACUGAACCAGCUUCUCCAGAAAUGUAUCUAGAUGUGUCAAAACCAUAAAAGGAAACCUAUGUAUUCUAAGUCAACUUAUAGGUAUAGUUAGUAAGAGUAAAAUUCUGUAUAAAAUUAA
This is a messenger RNA of Monodelphis domestica (gray short-tailed opossum), 2887 nucleotides long. Lineage: Eukaryota; Metazoa; Chordata; Mammalia; Didelphimorphia; Didelphidae. The record is from RefSeq and is a predicted model, not a curated record.